Endocarpon pusillum Z07020 is the source of this 1338-nucleotide messenger RNA. RefSeq lists its product as uncharacterized. The record is from RefSeq and is a predicted model, not a curated record. Bases 1 to 1338 code for a protein of 445 amino acids. Lineage: Eukaryota; Fungi; Ascomycota; Eurotiomycetes; Verrucariales; Verrucariaceae. The transcript is spliced from 2 exons.
AUGACUUCCUUCUCACCGUUUCUCAUCACAGCUUACACGUCUCUCCUCACCACAAGCCUUCAGAAAGCCCAAGAUCUCUCCUCUUUUCUCUGUGCGCAGAAGCUGCAUGGCCGCAGCCGUGUUGACGCCACCAUCACAAAGAUCGACAAGGUGACCGCUCAGCAGGCGAAUGUUGGCACAGAUGUCCCAGCCUCAAAGUAUGAAGAUCUGCAAAAGCAACGCUUGAGCCUUGGUCAGAGUGUGGCGGGUAUGGCUAUGAUGGAUGCAGCGUUCGAUAACUACAUCUUCGACGUCACAUUACUGAGCAAGAAGAUUGAAGACGCAAAGGGACAGCUGGAGGCCUUCGAUACUCCCUCUGCAAAGAAGAGAAAGAGAACCAACGGCACGACUGUGAACUUGGGCGGUGUUGGAAAGCCUUCGAGGGCUAGCGACAAGGGUAGCAGCGAGAAGUGGUGUGCGCUCAUGGAGACCGUGCAGCAAGUAGUUGCGGAAACGGGAAGUCUGGCAAGUGCCAUUGAGGGGACGGUGAGAGUAGAAGAUGAUGAUGACAACCUGGGGCGGACAAGCGGAGCAGAGGAGGAAGAGGUGGAUGAUGGGACGAGUACCAGCAGUGACGGUGAGACUGUUGAGCUGAAGCGAAAAGCGUCAGAAGAGCUCACGGCGCCAGAAGAUAUCGCGGCGGAGCAGCACGAGUACGAAGCAAAGCUGAGGGACGCAUGGCUGAACAACCCCACCUGGAAACUCACCAAGUCAAUCCACGACUUCACAUGGGGAGAGGAACCAGCUGAGAAAGCGUACGAGGAAGUGGCCGCUUUUCUCAAUCGUAUUUUCCGUGACCUAAGCCAGCUACAAGUGACAGUCGACAUGCUGAAGGCAGCGAAAAGAAAAAGCUUGCUGUAUAUAGGGCUUUUUCCGUUCUGGGAUAUGGCGGCUCUAUCUGGGUGGCGAUCCCAGCUUCUCAUUGAGCCUUUUCUACUCUGGAAGAUCUUAAGCGAAAAGCAGCCGCCGACAGACGCUUAUUACAUACUAAUUCUAGAAGAAGUACGAGCAUCGGCGAAGAAGGUCUUGGCCACAAAAUCCGGCGUGCGUACAACGAACCGUGUGGAAACGAACGCCCAGGUGGGCGCGACAGAUGACAGCGGCGUAACCGGCUCGACGAAUACGCUAGGCUCCGGGUCCGCAAAUAUGAAGGCCAAGGACGCGCGUGCCAUGCGAGACGAUGUAUUGCUCGCUGCAGAGGACCUCAUUCAAAAGAGUACCGGCUUGCCGCCAGAGCUCGCCACAGUAUUCCGAAAUCUGGGGGAGGCCUUCCGAAAAUACACCGAGAGCCUCGAAUGA